This is a messenger RNA of Megachile rotundata (alfalfa leafcutting bee), 7612 nucleotides long. It is a transcript of the gene slgA, whose product is annotated as proline dehydrogenase slgA. Gene Ontology annotation, cellular component: mitochondrion. Lineage: Eukaryota; Metazoa; Arthropoda; Insecta; Hymenoptera; Megachilidae. The record is from RefSeq and is a predicted model, not a curated record. Gene Ontology annotation, molecular function: proline dehydrogenase activity; FAD binding.
UAAUAUUAAGCAUCAAAGUGUUAGCAAAGGUAUCAGAUUGCACUGACGUUGGCAGUAGUUAUUUGAAACAUUUAUCACUUUAAUGUGGCCAACAUAACAUGACAUGCACUUGAACUCUGUUCAUUUUAUUUGUUACAUUAUAUGAUAGUAAAAUGCGUUUAUAUUGUGCAUAAAUUUUGGUACAUCAUUUAAUGAUCAAGUUAGAGUUCAAGUAGUCUAGACUUAGGUAAUCAAAAGUGCAUACAUAUUACUUGUACAUUAUAUCUUUAAUUACAGAAGGUAUAACAAAAUUACUUCUAUGAAAGUUGUGUACUAGUGAGUCAAUAUGCUAAAGAAAAUACAUUUUUCUUUAUACUAUUAUCUCACUAAAUAUUCAAAUGUUGCGUUUGAGGUCGACACACGUUCUGUCUCAUUCAGAUGCUAUGCAAAACAUGACACACUGGGUGUGUCUUAGAAAAACGAUUUUAUUGCCUGAGCAAUUGAAGAUAUUAAACGCUUGUUUUUCUAUUUGAUUAUUUUAUAUAAUUGUGGCUUGAAUUUGAACAGUAUUCACAUUCUGCAGUUAGUGAAAGAUAACACAUUCCAGAAAUAUUUUAUUAAUCAGAACAAUAUGGUCGAUCCGGUGCCAAAGUACUCAUUAUUUAUUCGACGUGUGGUUUAACACCAGACGAAUACAUAUGUAAACGAAUAAGAAAGCUAGGAAGAGAAAUCAGAGUUUCUCAUUGAAUUAUAUCGGAACACGUGUUUAGCUUCAAGGCUAGCUGGUCCCAAACUUCUACAAUUCGGCAGGUCGACUUCGCAAAAAAUGUUAACGAUACUUCCAUCGAGUCUGUAUGAGUCGAAAUAGUAAUCUACGAAAUCAUUUUAUGUAAACAAAGGUUGGAUAUUUUUUAUUUGUAGAAGUUUAAAUUGGAAAAGAUUGUUUGCUGUAAUUUAUGUACAUUAGAACAGUUAAAUUGAAAGACCAGCUCAACACCUUAAUUAACACAAUAAAUUAAUUUUACUAGUCUAAGUAACUAUGACACUUACAGAAUUUUAUGCAAAUUGGAUGCAAUCUGUAUUUCGUUUUUAACAACCAGUUAAUUAUAAGAGUGAAGGCAAAGUUUGAUUGUAACUAUUAUGUAGAAGUAUAUUUAAUUUUACAACAAAGUUAAUGUUGAACCAAGUGUCGGAGAAAAUGACUGAUACGUUAUCUGUUUUCAUUAACAUUAUAUAUAAAAACAAGCUAAAUAGUAUUAACGUCUAGCUAAUGAGUCGCAAAUUACUCAAGUAAACGUAUUAUCAUUGAAGUAUUUGGAUAGUUUAACCUCACGUUCAAAUGUAAAUUUCCUCGAAUUUACUAACUCGCUUAAAAAUGACUGAUUUCGUAAAAUCUUAAGUCGGCGCGUAGAUGUUCCCCUGGUCAUUUUGAUCAACAAGUAAAGCCUCAUUGUACAAAAAACUUAAAAUCACCAUGUGCAAAUAUUCUAUACGAGUUCUGUAAAUCAAUUUUUAAUAUUUUACAUAAUAUUUAUUCUUUUAGCCAAUUUGAAAUAAUAUUAUCUGUUUGAGAUCAGAGUACAAGUUCAACAGAAGAGUUUAUAUAACAGUAGAUUUUUAAAGUAUAUUUGAAAUAUCCUUCUCUCCAGUAGUUUCAUGAUUACCCAUUGUAUCUCUUAUCAGAAAGUAUAUAUGAUGUUAGCAAACUUGAAUAAUCUUUGUAAGACUACCUUAUCGUUAUUACAUAAACAAAACGUUAGUUGAUGUAUUUAGGAUUCCGCUUUUGUAAAUAUUAUUAGUUGAUAUCAAUGGUACAUAUAUGUACAUGUCCGAUUUAAGAAUAUACAUGUCGUUAGUCCUUUAACUGUUGAAAGUGGGAAAAAAUGUUUGACUUAAACUUAAGAACCAGUUUUGUUGCAUGCUAAACUCCAAGGAUUUGGAUUGUAGACCUAAGUACGUCGUUGGGAAGGAUACUUGAGACUUCUAGAGAAGCGUAAUGCGAUUGAGUGAUGGAAAUAAGUCCCUGUUUACUGUAGAUAAACAUGAAUUGAAGAUUUUAAGUCCUAAAGGAUAAAGUAUAAGUCCCGUGUAUAUUUGGCACCUAUAAGUAGUUUGAAUGAGUUGAUUAUAUAUUCUUAUUUCCCUACUUUGAUGAAACUAGAACUGGACAUUCUAGAUUUACAGUUUCAAAAUUCUGUAAUUCCAAAUUUACAGAGUCCCAGAAUUCUAAAUUUCCAAAAUUUUAAAACUUAGUUAAAAUCCUAAACUUCUGAAGUUAUAAGGUUUUAGAUUUCAAAGUCUAAGUAUUCUAAAGUUACAAAAUUUCAAAGUUUUAAAACUUAUGAAAUCCCACACUUCUGAAGUUAUAAAGUUCUAGGUCCCAAAGUCUAAGGGUCCCAAAGUCUAAGGGUCCCAAAUUUUCGAAGUUAUAGGAUCCCAAAAUUGCAAGGUCUCAAAAUACUAAAAUUCCAGUUGCAAAAUGCUAGUCCUAAUACUUCCAAAAUCUCAGUACUAAAGUUUCACUUGAAAAGGUCCUUCUACCAAAGCCUCUUUCUAAACAUCUUAAAUUCCUAUAUCCGCAGCUUAAAUACCGCGCGUCGCCGACUCUACGGAUACGUUCCUAUUACCUAUAGGAAGCAUAGUACGAGUGAGUAAGCGGAUGGAAAUAUUCAUAUCACAAAAUGCGCAAUAUAACGCUGAUAAGGGAAAUGCGGUACCAUUCAGUAGAAUUUAUUGAAGUUAAUUGAUUGCUUAAUUUUUUUGCAGAUGGACAUAAACACAUCAAUAAAAAUACAGUGUGUUACAGUUACGAAAUACUGUUGAACGACGUGUUCCUCAGCCUGAUUAACAAUUGGAAAUUCCCCUGUGAUACUUGAUUCCUACGAUUUCACGAUAAAUUGUCUUGUGAAACCUAUCGACAUCGAAUCGAUGAAGAAACGUACUCGUAAUUACGUUCCAACCCUUUCCAUUUGCAUCACGACCAUCCUGUGAAUCGACUAAUUGCAUUUUUUUUGUUUCAUAGACUUCUUGUAUCUUACACUGUCGAUCUAGUUCGAAAAGAUAUUAAAAAUAUAAUUUUGUAAAUCAGGUUUAACUGAAGUGGGUAAAUCCAGAGAUAUUAAAAGAUUUUUAUUAUAUUUUUAGAGAUAUCAUCAUUAUUGAUUAGCAGUGAAUCAUUGAAGGAUUAUUCGUCAUAUUGUCAUACAUAUAAUUAAUUGGAUUUCGGCUUGAUACGAUUAUGAUAAAUAAUAAAGUCAACACGGCUUUAUUUUCACUCCAGACGCAUUUACAAUCAGCGUCGAGGGAGUUGGAGUAAGAUAACACCGGUCAAUUCCCGGUACACUCAGCACUUCAAUUAUUUGCAACCUCACUAGCGAAUCUGUGACAAUUAAGAGGACAGUUACACCACACUGACUUAAUGAAAUUAACCAGGCAGGUGCUUGGCGAGAAACUGUUUACAAAGCUUAUGAGGGCUACAUUCUACGGUCACUUUGUCGCCGGCGAAGACGAGGCGCAGAUCACUCCUGUCCUGGAUAGGUUACGACAAUUUGGUGUGAAACCUAUUCUUGAUUAUUCAGUUGAAGAAGAUAUCUCUCAGGAAGAGGCGGAACGACGUGAAAUGCAAGGUUCCGUGUCAGAAGCUGGAGAUGAGAAAAGGGAAGGACCCCUGAAGAAGUACCAUGUAGCAAAACCGUUCGCUGAUCGUCGAUACAAAGUAUCUUCAGCAAGAACUUAUUUUUACCUAAACGAAGCUAAUUGUGAACGUAACAUGGACAUUUUUAUUAAAUGCCUAGAGUCUGUAGCUGCGGCUUCAAUGGGAGUUGGUAUUACGGCCAUUAAAUUAACAGCUCUUGGUCGUCCACAACUUUUACUUCAAUUAUCAGAAGUAAUUAUGCGAGCAAGACAAUACAUGUCGGACGUAGUUGGCGGUGAAGGUGCAGUUUUGACCCAUCAUGCGAAACCGGAUGAUUUUAUGAAGAAGUUCGAAGAAGCACACAUCAAAGAUGCGGCACCAGUACAAAAGUUUCUUCAAAAAAUUCAGUCGGAUAAGGAGGGUGUUAUACAUUUAUUCCCAUGGAGUGGGAUUUUGGAUGAGAAUUAUGAACUCAGCGAGACGUUUCAAGUACCCGAUAUUAAGACUGGUAAAAUGGUGAGGCUCAUGUCGCAGUUAACCUCGAAAGAAGAAGAAAUGUUCAGGAACAUGAUAAGGCGUCUGAAUAAUAUUGUUACGGUGGCUGAUAAACUAAAUGUACGUAUAAUGGUAGAUGCCGAACAAACGUAUUUCCAACCUGCGAUUUCGCGAUUAACGUUGGAAAUGAUGCGCAAGUACAAUACACAUAAGGCUGUGGUGUUCAAUACUUACCAGACAUAUUUGCAAGAAGCUUAUAAUGAAGUGAAAACGGAUCUCGAACAAGCUGAACGUCAGAACUUCUAUUUCGGUGCUAAACUUGUUCGUGGGGCAUACAUAGAACAGGAAAGAGCACGAGCGGCAGCUAUGGGUUAUCCGGACCCAAUAAAUCCUACGUAUGAAGCUACAACUGAAUCUUACCAUAAGACUCUUAUGGAAUGUUUAAGGCGGAUGAAACAGUACAAAGAUAAGGGAGAGGAUCCUAAAAAGAUUGGAAUUAUGGUUGCUUCUCAUAAUGAGGACACAGUGCGUUUUGCCAUUGAAAAAAUGAAGGAGAUAGGAAUCUCACCAGAGGACAAAGUGAUCUGUUUUGGUCAGUUACUAGGAAUGUGCGACUAUAUUACAUUUCCACUAGGCCAGUCUGGAUACUCAGCGUAUAAAUAUAUCCCCUACGGGCCAGUUCAAGAAGUAUUGCCAUACCUUUCUCGACGUGCCCAAGAGAAUCGAGGUAUACUUAAGAAAAUCAGGAAGGAAAAAAAUCUGCUGUUUAAUGAGAUUAUGAGGCGCGUCGUGAAGGGGCAAAUAUUUUACAAACCGAAAGGAAAUUAUACUCCCGUUUGAGCAGUUGGUCGUUUUGUUUGCACAGACAGAUUUUAAGCAUCAAACUUAAGUAGUGAUUGUAAAUUAUUAAAAAGAAAAAGAUUUGUGGUACGCAGAGCAACAACGCGAGCGCGUGUGUGAAUGGAAGUUAUAUGCAGUGUUAAUUAUUAUACAAAAUUGCCUUAGUGUGACAUUAUCAAGUGCAAACUGCUCAAUAUCGCACCAUGUGGUAGAACUACGUUCAUUGCUCGUUAUGUCCAUUAUCAGAAAACUCUCCAGUGAUAACGCUACGACUUUUAUAAAGAAGAAGCACAUUUUACGCUUUGUUAAUAAAUUUAUCGUGCUCAAUGCAGAUUACAUUGAACAAGUACAUUUUUUAAUAAUUCAUUUUAUAAAAAAGGAAAAAAGAGAUGAAAAUGACUUUUAAUAUUGUUCUUCUUUUUUAUAAAGAAUUUCUAUGAAAUAGCUCGCAGAGUAACGUCUAAUGAUAUUCUAAAUCAGGCAUAGUCAAGUAGUGGCUCGCCAGCCACAUUCGGCUACCAUCACUAUUUUUUUAUCCUACCGAGUUGUAGGGAAACAAACUCCACUCUAACUGUUUAUCUCUGCUGAUUUUAAUCGAUAUUGAACAUAUCUGCGUGUUACACGGGGUGAUUGGAUCUUUAUUACGUCCUUCCAGAUUACCUCAUAUUAGAAAUUUCUAAAUUUCUAAUCCUAGAUUUCCUAAUCCCCAUAAUUCCAAAUUUCUAAAUUUGAGAGUCUACUGAUUUGUAGAGAUAUGGACUGGCAGAUGGUAGUGGGGGACCGUGUAGCUGUCGUUGGGGAGUCCCUUGGUAAUGCCUGUUUUAAACGAAAGAAAAUUAUAACUUUAAAACAUAUUAGUCCUGUGUUUUAUACUUUAUUUAAGAAUCUCGCAGUGCAUGUUUGAUAAUUCGUUGACGUACAUACUUGCUGUUCAAAAAAAAAUAUCCAAAUUUCCAUACGAAAAUAUGCAAUCGUGAGACUAAAUCGAUGGCGUAUCAUUGUAUUUAAUUAAGCAAAUAUUCGUGUGGAAUAAAUAUUCAGUAAACUAGUUCCAUAUGCUAUGCGUAGUUACCAGGAAGGGAUAUUACCAAAGUGAUAGUAUUGGCAAAUUACGAAUUGUAGUAGAAUCUGUUUAACGGGAAGUGUUUGCACAUUAUUAAGAAAAAUGGCUCGCACUGUUUGUUGACGAAUAUGGCAAACAUUUUCAGAACAUUUUGUUAAAUUUCUUUGGCUGGGUGUUAACGAAGAGCCAUUUUUUGUGUGCAAUUAUUACGCAUGUUAAAUAAGUGUUAAGUAAUCUUAGGCUGAAACAAUGAUGAACCGUGACACUUGGAAUUGGAAACAAAUAGAGUUGCAUAAGUUUCUCAUUCAUUUCACUUUAGCCUAAAGUUGCUUUUCUUAACAGAUAUGAGAUAAUCCAUGAAUGUAUGGCGCUGUUCAGAGGGGAUGCGCCUUGUUUCUCAAUACAAUUCUUAAUCGUUUUUCUUUCUAAGAGAAACCAAAAAUAUCAAGGAAACUUUAUAAUUUAUAAACAAUAAAUUUUUGUCGAGUUUCAAUUCAUUGUUUUACAUAUCAAAUGACGAAUCCUGUGCUUUUGCUUGGCUGAAGUUUCAUUUAUUUAAAACAGAAACAUUUAAAUGAUGUUUCACAUUUUUAUUUUAUCAGCAAUGAAAAUAAUUCAACCUGUGGUGGAUAGUUUCCAAAGUAGUCCAAUAAUGUUUUGGAAUCUGAUCAUCAGUAUUUAGUUUUGUUUUUUUUAAUCAAAACAGAAUUUUUUUACUCAUUACUAUAAAGAUUCAAUCUUACGUCUGUUGUAAACAUCUUCUUCUAUAAGUUGUGUAAUAUACAGAGUGUACCAAUUCAGGUUCAUGAAACUUUAGAGCCUUACAAGAAAUGACAUUCUAAACAAUAAAGUUUUGGUAAAAAUAGGUCUGGAAAUGCUUACUUGAAAUAUUAUAGUUAAAAAAUUUGAAAAAUGUAGACUUUUCCAAAAUCUUGAAGUCCCAAGUUCCAAGUCCCAAAAUACAAAAAUCCCAAAAUCAACAAGGUCCAAUUCCAAAGUAAUAAUAAAUCUUACUGUUAUAAUAAAAAGUACUUGUAAUUAUUAUCUUUUGGAUGAUCUCAUUAAUCACCUUUUCCUGGAUAAACUUGAAAGUUGAUUUGUGAUGUCAUUAUGAUUCUGAUUGAGAUGGGUGUGGCCUCGAUUGCGGUAGCAUUUAAUGAUCUGCAGCGUUUCCUUAAAUAUGUUUCUUUCUAGAAUGACUAUUUCAGGAGUUAGUACAAUGUUUAAGAAAACUUAAGUUUUUCAAGUUUUUAACUAUAUAAUUUAAGUGAACAUUUCCGGACGCGCAUUUAUUAAAAUAUUUUCCUUUACAAUUUCAUUUCCUACAAGAUCCUGAAGUUCCAUAAACCUGAAAUGGAGCACUUUGUAUACGAAACGUACAAUUUUGUAAUCAUCUCUUGUGUUAUUACAUGUUGUAAGUGCGUUUAUGAUGUGUAUGUAGUCUGUAUUUUCAGUUGUCGAGAUAAGUAGACUAAAUCGUUUUUGAAAGAAGCUACAAAAUAUGUGAUUUUUGUUAAGAUUACGCAAAUCCCAGAAUCAUGUUACAUUUACAGUUUAGAGGGAGAUUUAAACGAUAAAUAAAGAGGCAUUGUUGAAGUUUA